AUGGCUGAGGCUUGGCAGUCCCGGGGUGGGGGUAAGGACGGCCAGUAUCCUCGCGGCUCUCCCGCCCUGGGCUUCACAAGGUCACCGGGACAUGGACUCUCAGACACCAGACCAGAGUUCUGGGGUGCCGGGGCCCGUGCGGGGCAGUCCUCCGCCGCAGAUCCGCGCGGAAGCGCUCCACGGCCUCGUGAGGGCGCACGGGGCCGCCGCCCCUCUGGACCCCGGGCUGGGCGCGCCCCGGGAGGCCGGGUGGAAGUGGCCGCCCUGGGGUCCCCCCGCUCCCCACCGAGGGCCCCGCCGCUUCCGCUCAUCCUGGAGCGGUCGGGAGAGCCGGGACGCACCGCCAGCGCUCUACAUCGCCGACCCCACCCCCUCUGGAACCUCCUGCUCCUGCUAUGGACCCUCCUGAACUGUGGUUUGGGAGGCAGUGCUCAGGGUCCAGGAGAGUGGACACCAUGGGGUUCCUGGAGCCACUGUUCCAGCUCCUGUGGGCAGGGGCUCUCUGUGCGAAGUCGGCGCUGUAUCCGGCUCCCCAGUGAAGAGCUGUGCUGGGGGGACACCCAUGAGUACCGCCUCUGCCGGUUGCCAGACUGUCCCCCAGGAGCCAUGCCCUUCCGAGACCUCCAGUGUGCCCUCUACAAUGGCCACCCUGUCCUGGGCCCCCAGAAGACUUACCAAUGGGUGCCCUUCUAUGGUGCUCCCAACCAGUGCGACCUCAACUGCCUGGCCGUGGGACAUGCCUUCUACCACAGCUUUGGCCGCGUCCUGGACGGUACUCCCUGCAGCUGGGGUAGCCAGGGACUCUGCGUGGCUGGCCGCUGCCUGAACGCCGGCUGUGACGGUUUGAUGGGCUCGGACGCCCGCGAGGACCACUGUGGUCGCUGCGGCGGCACCAACGACUCGUGCCUCUUCGUGCAGCGCGUGUUCCGGGACACCGGAGCCUUCGCAGGAUACUGGAACGUGACUCUGAUCCCCGAGGGCGCCAGACACAUCUACGCCGCCCAUCGGAGCCGAAACCACCUGGCGCUGAUUGGGGGCGACGGGCGCUACGUGCUCAACGGCAACGGGGAGGUCAGCCCGUCCGGGACAUAUGAGGCGGCGGGCACCCGCGUGGUCUACACCCGCGCUGCAGGGCCAGAGGAGACGCUGCGCGCGGCCGGACCCACGUCCCAGGACUUGGUCCUGCAGGUCCUCCUGCAGGAGCCCAAUCCCGGCAUUGAGUUCGAGUUCUGGCUCCCCAGGGAGCGCUAUGGCCCCUUCCAGGAGCAGGCCCAGGCCCUGGGCUGGUCCCUGAGGCAGCCGCGACCUCUGGAGGGGGAGCCCCAGUCCCUUGAGCCCCAGGAAGCCCUGGCUGCUUUCCCCACACGGACCCCAAACCCCACCCCAGAUCCCUGCCCACCCUGUCCCGACACCCGUGGUCGUGCCCACCGGCUUCUCCACUAUUGCGGCAGUGACUUUGUGUUCCGGGCUCGAGUGCUGGGCCACCUCCGCCAGGCCCAGGAGACCCGCUAUGAGGUGCGUGUGCAGCUUGUCUACAAGAACCGCUCGCCACUGCAGUCCCUCGAGUAUGUGUGGGCACCUGGCCGCUGCCCCUGCCCACCAAUGGCCCUCCAUCGAGAGUACCUGCUGGCUGCCCAGCGCCUUGUCAGCCCCGAUGGCACUCAGGACCGGCUGCUGCUGCCCCAUGCUGGCUAUGCCCGGCCCUGGAGCCCCGCCGAGGACAGCCGUGUACGCCUGGCUGCCAGACACUGCCCUGUCUGAGCCCCCAGACAAGGCCGCACCACACACAGCAAGAAAGAUGUGCCUGACCAGGCUCAAACUCAACCU
This is a messenger RNA of Eptesicus fuscus (big brown bat), 1827 nucleotides long. It is a transcript of the gene ADAMTSL5, whose product is annotated as ADAMTS like 5. Lineage: Eukaryota; Metazoa; Chordata; Mammalia; Chiroptera; Vespertilionidae. The transcript has 13 exons. Gene Ontology annotation, molecular function: metalloendopeptidase activity; protein binding. The coding region runs from base 1 to 1761 and encodes 586 amino acids. The record is from RefSeq and is a predicted model, not a curated record. Gene Ontology annotation, cellular component: extracellular matrix. Gene Ontology annotation, biological process: extracellular matrix organization.